Thalassophryne amazonica is the source of this 3713-nucleotide messenger RNA. It is a transcript of the gene tcf7, whose product is annotated as transcription factor 7. The record is from RefSeq and is a predicted model, not a curated record. The transcript has 13 exons. NCBI's taxonomy places the organism in Eukaryota, Metazoa, Chordata, Actinopteri, Batrachoidiformes, Batrachoididae. Gene Ontology annotation, biological process: regulation of transcription by RNA polymerase II; canonical Wnt signaling pathway. The coding region runs from base 214 to 1845 and encodes 543 amino acids. Gene Ontology annotation, cellular component: beta-catenin-TCF complex. Gene Ontology annotation, molecular function: RNA polymerase II cis-regulatory region sequence-specific DNA binding; DNA-binding transcription factor activity, RNA polymerase II-specific.
CGGGACUCUUGCCUUGUCUCGAGCUCAAAUGAGCUGUUUGCUGUUGUAGGGGAACGCUGAAGUCCUCUGCCGAGCAGCCGGUGGACGCCACAUCUCAACUUUUUUUGUGUGUGUAUGUAGUGGGACUUUCAGCACUUUGGAGGACUGACUGAACGUGUUUGGUGGUACUUUUUUUGAAUUUCGUUGAGAUAAAGUGCGGCAGUACUCGGCGACAUGCCUCAGCUGAGCAGCGGCGGCGGGGACGACCUGGGAGCUAAUGACGAGAUGAUAGCGUUCAAAGACGAAGGGGAGCAAGAGGAGAAAAUCCAGGAGAACGCCUUCACCGAGAGAGACCUGGCCGACCUGAAGUCAUCCCUGGUCAACGAGUCGGAAAUAAAUCAGAGUCCGAACGCAGCGGCGGUCAGACGGGGACAACAGGGCGAGCACAGGAGCUUCACGGAGAAACACCGGGAGCAUCUGGACGGAGUGUCGAAACAGCAAGAUGGAAGCAUGUACAAGACGGCGGCGUACCCGGGUUAUCCGUUCCUGAUGCUGCCUGACCCGUACCUUCCCAACAGCUCAGUUUCGCCAUCUUCCAACAAAGUAUCGGUGGUGCAGCAGUCUCACGGGAUGCACCAUCUAACAUCCCUCCUGCCCUACAGCAACGAGCACUUCAGCCCGAGCCCUACACACCUGCCCACAGACAUGAGCCAAAAAACAGGCGUUCACAGGCACCAGUCCCAGGACCUCUCAGGCUUCUAUUCCCUCCCUCCAGGUGGCGUUAGUCAGAUCACUCCAUCUAUGGGCUGGCAGAGCCAGCCAGUCUACCCUGCCCUGUCAUCCUGUGGGUUCAGGCAGCCCUACUCCUCCAACCUCCCCACUGCCUCCUCCUACUCCAGGUUCUCUCACUCUCUGAUGCUGGGCCCAUCAGGCAUGCACCCUACGGGGAUCCCCCACCCAGCUAUAGUGCCUCCUUCAGGCAAACAAGAACAUGACCAGUAUGACCGGAGCAUGUACGUGAAGCCACAGGUGGAGGUCAAGCGGGAGAAGGAGCCCAAGAAGCCAGUCAUCAAGAAACCCUUGAACGCCUUCAUGCUCUACAUGAAGGAAAUGAGGGCGAAGGUCAUUGCUGAGUGCACGUUAAAGGAGAGCGCUGCUAUCAACCAGAUUUUAGGACGGAGGUGGCAUGCACUGACGCGUGAAGAACAAGCCAAAUACUAUGAGCUGGCCAGGAAGGAGAGACAACUCCACAUGCAGCUCUACCCAACCUGGUCUGCCAGAGAUAACUACGAGGCGGGCCUUAGCGGGGGCGCAGGGGAAAAGAAUAAAGCUGAUUGGGGCAAGAAGAAGAGGAGAAAAAGAGAGAAGCAACAGGACUCCAACACAGACCCUGGCUCUCCUAAGAAAUGUCGGGCUCGCUUCGGCCUGAAUCAACAAACGGACUGGUGUGGUCCCUGCAGGAGGAAAAAGAAGUGCAUUCGCUACCUUCAAGGAGGAGGCUGUCCCAGCCCAGCUUCUUCAGAUUUAAGUGCUAUAGACUCUCCCCCCUCCCCCUCCACAGCCCGCCACCGCCUGCACCUGCACCCCGGCUCCCCAGGCUGUUCCCCGCCACCCGCCUCCCCUUCCUCAUGCCUCCCCUUCUCUCCACCUGCCAGGCGCGCAGCCCAAACACAGACACACACACGCUCACACACACGCUUCAUCACAGAGUCCGCCGGCACACCCGCUGAUCUCUGCCAGCCCGCAGCCAGACACACCCACUCACUCCUGGAACUGACCGGCAAGCAGACGCACAGCUCUGUCACACCGAUGUCAGCCUCAAAGGCGGCGGGACUCUCGCUCAAAGUGCUGACAGAGACGCAGUGACGGCGCGCCCUCACCGUCCGCCAAACCUGCCGACACAGAUCUGAACCACGUGACCUUAACAGCAGCGACUGUCCGCACCGCGGGCCGCCUGCUGGACUGUCUCCCACAAAGUUGACCGACCUGCUGUGUCCAAAUCCAGGGUUUGAUCUUCUAACUUUAUAGACCAAAACAAGUUGAAAUGGACUGUCCCCUCUUAUAGCCACGCCCCUCCAGAUAUGGACACAUUCCACUGAAUGCUUGCGCGACACCUGUGUCCCACAAACCAGAUCAGCGAUCACAGAUCAGUUUGGAUGAUACCUGUCGGUGUUAUGUUCACUCUCGGGGGAGAAAAAAAAGUGCACGUCUCGCUAUUUUACAAGCCGCCUCCCACGCGGCAGGUUUUCGGGUGUCAAAUUACUCCAACAUACAGUCACCAUUAAACUGUGACUUUUCACAUGGUGAUGGGUUCGUCUCUUCCGCAGUGUAAUUUUGCCAAACUGUUAGUGAAAGGCACCUCAUUUCUUUGAGAAACAUUUGGGGACGUUCUACUGGAUAUAAAAAAAAAACAGAACGUUGGCUAAUUUAAACAAAUGUCUGCACUCUGGCCUCUUGAUUGUUAGUUACCAUGGUUACACUUUUUGACAAACUGUCCAGUUAGAGCCAAUAGAAACUUGUAUUUUGCAAACAAGUUAACGCCACCGUUAAGGCUGUGCGACUGACGGGUCAAUCCCACGCAAAUUUAUUUAUUCUCCCUGCGGUCAGGUCGAAUAUGUUGAUGACUGAAACCAAAACAGCGGAGUGAGCGAUGGUGUUUUGGUUUGUUUUUCUACUGUACAUGAAGCUGCAGGUACUCAGGAUUGUGAGUUCUGUCUGUGAGAUUUGAUAUUUUGGAAUUGACAUCCUGCAGUUUAACACAUUUUAAUUUUAAGCAUUUUAGCCUCCUCCAGGACCCGGUGGAGUGACAAACAAUCUUACAAAUGAAACUUCAGGCCACCACGUGUAUCAGAAGCAAAAACUUUCAGUGUCAAUUUUGCAACAACAAUCGAAGUGUGUGAGCAGACGGCGAGAUCUUUCCCGAACCACAAGUGUUAACCAACAAGAGGCUCUACAAACAUCUUAACUGACAUUUUUAAAAGAUGCUUUAAUACCAGUGCAGCUUGUUUUAAAAGAUAAAGCAGGUCGUAGUUAGAAAACUCCAAAUUCUCCACUUUAAGCUCCAUUUAUUUCUUUUAGGCACUUUCAGGUUGUGAACGUCUUGCUAUAAGUCGAGUUUUAAUUUCUUUUUUUUUUUUUUUUUGUAGGAAUAUAAGAUCAUAUUGUUGCUCAUGUAAAAAGCCUCUGAGGAUUUUUUUUUUUUUGUGGCAGUUCUCAAUGACUGAAUUGUGAUGCUCUGUAAAUUAAUCUUGAGACCAAAUGGUUACUGUUAUAUUUCAUUGUAAGUUUUAUAAGUGUCAAAUAUUUUAAACUUUUGUGUUGUUUUAAAAAAGUGGGGAAAAAAGCAAACAAAAAUGUAUUACAUUCCUUAAAUCAAUUUUUUAAACAAAUUUUUACUUUUUCCAAGUGUUACUGCAUCUUGUGUUCUCAACCUGUGCAUGUUCAGACUUCAACAGAUUUUGAAUUGAGGUAAAAACCUGCUUUUAAUUUGCUCUUGUGUUUGCAGCUUCAGGCUCGACUUCACGCUGCAGAGAGCAAAAUUUAGUUUGACCUUUUGAGCAACAAAUUUCUUUUCCUCCACCAGAGGGAGCUCUUGUGCUGCAAUUAAUAGCUCAUUUUAAACUCUAGUGGAAACAUUUCUAACGUCAUUUUCUUCUCUUUUUUCACGAUAAAUGAUUUCUUUGCCUCUGAUGUAUUACUUUUUUUGUUUGUAUUAAAGUGUUUUGAAUAUUUGU